CGACAUCACGACAAACUACGGCAGUAUUUGACAGGCGGGCGCGGAAUUUGUAAACAAAAUUCGUUUCCAGUAGUCGGACUUUCGGAGAAAUAACACGUGAAGUCUUUGUCUGGGUUCUGUUAACUGGCUCGCAGCUUGUUUAUUUAAUCGACGGGGGUGUUUCGGAGUUCAACAAAAGGUGACGUGGUUUCCUUUUGGACACUUCGCUAUUGGUUCUAGCUAACACUUUUAGCUAACAUGCUAACAGUGGAAGAACUGCAGGGGAACUGUGUGGAGAACAGGCUGCUUUAUGUGGGUAGAGGUUAGGCAUGCAAGUAUCGAGCCUCCUCACUAAAUAUCUGCUUCGACUGGGACGACAGAGAGCAGGUGUCCAGCUGAGGUGUUGUUCUGCGGCCACGGUAGACAUGAACCGGAGCAGAGGUCAGAUCAAGCGGGUGCUAUGCGUGGCCGAGAAGAACGAUGCAGCUAAAGGCAUCUCUGACAUCAUGUCCAAUGGAGGUUUCAGGAGGAGGGAAGGACUGUCCAAGUUUAAUAAGAUCUAUGAGUAUGAAUACAAUCUUUUUGGUCAGAAUGUGACAGUAACAAUGACAUCAGUGUCAGGCCAUCUGCUGGGUUUUGAAUUUCGAGCCCCAUUCCAGAAAUGGCACAGCUGCAAACCUGUGCUGUUGUUUGAUGCUGAUGUUGAAAAGUACUGUCCAGAUAGCAUGAUAAAUAUUAAGCGUACACUAGAGAAAGAGGUGAGACAGUGCCAGGCCUUAAUUAUCUGGACUGACUGUGACCGAGAGGGAGAGAAUAUUGGCUUUGAAAUAAUCAACGUCUGUAAAGCAGUGAAGCAAAAUUUGCAACUGUUCCGGGCGAAGUUUUCUGAAAUCACGCCCAAUUCCAUUCGUCGAGCUUGUGAGACCCUUUCUGACCCAGACAUUAACAUCAGUGAUGCUGUUGAUGUCCGCCAGGAGCUUGAUCUGCGGAUAGGCGCAUCCUUCACCCGAUUCCAGACCCUUCGCCUGCAAAAGAUCUUCCCGCAGUCUCUGGCCAAUCAGCUCAUCUCUUAUGGCAGCUGUCAGUUUCCCACGCUGGGCUUUGUGGUGGAACGUUUCAAGGCCAUCCAGGCUUUCAUUCCUGAGACUUUCUAUAAGAUUAAAGUGCUGCACGUGGUGGAGGAGGACACUGUUGAGUUUGGAUGGAAAAGAAACCGUCUCUUCAACCACACAGCUUGCUUAGUGCUCUACCAGAUCUGCAUGGAGGAUCCCACAGCAACAGUCACAUCAGUAACCAGUAAGCCCAAGAGCAAAUGGAGGCCGGUGCCUUUGGACACAGUGGAACUGGAAAAACUGGCAUCUCGGAAGCUGCGAAUAAGUGCUAAAGAGACCAUGAAAAUAGCAGAAAAACUUUACACACAAGGGUAUAUCAGCUACCCUCGUACGGAAACAAACAUUUUCCCAGCAUCUCUUGCUCUAGCCCCGCUGGUGGAGGAGCACGUGCCGAGCCCUGACUGGGGCUCGUUUGCCCAAAGGGUGCUUGACCAGCCUGGGGGUCCCAACCCGCGACAGGGCAAAAACUCCGACCAAGCACAUCCCCCUAUACACCCCACUAAAUACACACACACACUGCAGGGCAACGAAGGACGUGUGUAUGAGUUCAUUGUCCGGCACUUCCUGGCUUGUGUAUCCCAGGAUGCUCUGGGGCAGGAAACCAUUGUGGACAUAGACAUUGCUCAGGAGAAGUUUUUCACUUCGGGACUCAUGAUCAUUGCGAGGAAUUACCUCGAUGUUUAUCCUUAUGACAAGUGGAGCGCGAAGGUGAUUCCAGUGUAUGAACAAGGAUUUCAGUUCCAGCCCUCUGCUAUAGAAAUGGUGGAUGGUCAAACGAGUCCUCCACAGCUGCUCUCUGAAGCUGACCUCAUAUCAUUGAUGGAGAAGCACGGCAUUGGUACAGAUGCAACACAUGCUGAUCACAUAGAAACCAUAAAGAGUCGCAUGUACGUGGGCCUUACAGCUGACCAAAGGUUUCUACCUGGGGAGCUUGGCAUGGGACUGGUGGAGGGUUACAACGCCAUGGGCUAUGAGAUGUCAAAACCCCACCUGCGGGCUGAAUUGGAGGCGGACCUCAAGCUGGUGUCAAAUGGAAGGAAGGACAAAUGGACCGUGUUACAGCACCACAUUCAGAAAUAUAAAGCUGUCUUCAUUGAGUCCGUCAGGAAGGCGAAGAAGUUAGAUGAAGCACUGUCGCCAUAUUUGGGGCCUGCUCAGGAGAUCCCUGAAGAUGAGGAGCAAGACCUGGAGAUCCCAGUGCCUGUCAGAAAGUGCCCGCAUUGUGGACUGGACAUGGUGCUGAAGAGGAAGAGGGAAGGAAACAGCAAGUACCUGUCCUGUGUGGGCUUCCCAGUCUGCAAAACAGCUGUAUGGUUUCCUGACACGGUGCUGGAGGUCAGCAGGGACGAUAGCAUUUGUUCCACCUGCCAGCCGCGGCCUGUUCACAUGUUAAAGUUAAAGUUCCGCAGGGGAAGCCUACCCGCCAUGAUGCCCUUAGAGUUUGUUGGCUGUAUCGGUGGAUGUGAUGAGACUCUUAGAGAGGUGCUGGACUUAAAAUACUUGAUGUCAGGAGCAGGGGGAAGAGGUGAUGAUCCCCGACCAAGUACCUCAAGACCAGCACCAGCCCGAGCGCCAAUUUCAAACCCCAGACCUUGUGCUCCACCUUCUGCCCUCUCUUGGCCCCCGCAACCUCGUCCACCACCAGGGGGCAGUAGCAUUAGCGCACAAAACAACAAUGAUGUCAUUGUGUGUAACUGUGGACAAGAUGCAAUCCUGCUGACUGUGCGCAAAGACGGCCCCAACCAAGGUCGCCAGUUUUACAAGUGCAAUUCAGGAACUUGUAAUUUCUUCCUUUGGGCUGAUGAACCAAGCCAGCAGGUGGCUCAGCACAGUCGAGGGCCCCCGCCGCCGCCUCCACGACCAUCUUUGGGGUUCAGGAACGCCGCGUGGGGAGACGGUGGCGGCCGGCCCGAGGGGGGGUCAGGAGGGGCCGUGUGUAACUGUAACGAGGCAGCAGUGACGCGCACCGUGAUGAAAGAUGGACCGAACAAGGGACGAACGUUUCAUGUUUGUGGGAAACCCAGAGAGCAGCAGUGUAACUUCUUCCAAUGGGCUGAUGAAAACUCCCCACCACAAGGUGGCGUUGGAGGCGGCGGAUUUAACGGGGCGAAGAAGGGAAGGAAGAUAACAGGGGACAAACCCCCCGCUGCCAAGAAACCUCGUUCCUGCGGCAUCUGCCACAUACCAGGUCACACACGAGUCACCUGUCCUCAGCGGUGACAGCAGUGACCCCCGCUCGAUUACAAGUCUCCAUCUUUCACACAGAAUGAAAUCCUGAAAGAGACCCUUACGUGCCUUUACACAGUUAUUCUAAUAACAUACGGUCAAGGAUCAAGUUUUUUGUCUGCACAUAUUACACUGGGGCCCGAGAAAAAGCCCUUUGAGGGAAGGAGACACUUUUAAAUCUGCACGUAGCUACUGCAGCUAAAGGAUUGGCAAGAGUUAACAGCUGCCCUUGGCGCCAAUGAAACAUCCAUUCAUUGCCUUUCUCUUUAUUUGUCAUUUUGCAUGCAGCCACUAGUAGAACGACACUCUGGUUUGAGCAGAGUUGUCUUUCGUUUUACAGGAAAAUGCAUGUCAUUUUCUCUACAUUUUGCCAUUUCUGUCUUUUUUUAUAAACAAAUAUUUGUGAAAGUUAACUUGGCAGUGAAUGGGGAAUAUUACUGUUAAUAAGGUUAUUCAUCUCAAAAUAAUUCCAAUUUUAAUAUGAUAAACUGAUAAUAAAUGUGUAUAUUUUAGAGCA
This is a messenger RNA of Nerophis lumbriciformis (worm pipefish), 3834 nucleotides long. RefSeq names its product DNA topoisomerase III alpha (gene top3a). Gene Ontology annotation, cellular component: chromosome; RecQ family helicase-topoisomerase III complex; nucleus. Gene Ontology annotation, biological process: DNA recombination; DNA repair; DNA topological change. Lineage: Eukaryota; Metazoa; Chordata; Actinopteri; Syngnathiformes; Syngnathidae. Gene Ontology annotation, molecular function: DNA binding; DNA topoisomerase type I (single strand cut, ATP-independent) activity; zinc ion binding. The record is from RefSeq and is a predicted model, not a curated record.